Talaromyces marneffei is the source of this 2601-nucleotide messenger RNA. RefSeq lists its product as uncharacterized. Lineage: Eukaryota; Fungi; Ascomycota; Eurotiomycetes; Eurotiales; Trichocomaceae. The coding region runs from base 1 to 2601 and encodes 866 amino acids. The transcript has a single exon. The record is from RefSeq and is a predicted model, not a curated record.
AUGGUCACACAGCUUGGGGGUUUGCCCCUGGACAAUCCGACCUCCGGUGAUGAUGGCGUUCAACGCCGUCGUGUCCCUCCGCCACACCUGAACUUGGACAACAAUAAUAAUAACACUAGUGAAUCAUACGAUCGCCACCACCAGAAUCCAGUGUCCCCCACGUCUCCUACAAAUACGACCAAGUACAUUCCUUACAGUCCUCGUCUGGCCCGGCCCAACUUGGAUCAACUCUCCUACAACCCUGAUACCUCCUUUCAAACCAGUCCGUCGCGCAAUGAAGAGCCCUAUUCACAUUCGCAUGUAUCAGGUCCCAUGUCCUCUCGCCACGAACUACCAAUUACCAGCUCGCCCCCGGCAAAGACUCCGAAUCGAACCAGCCCUCAGGAUGAGGAAGAACAAGAGGCCGCUUGGCCGUUACCGAUGACUGAUACUGCGCAAAGCAUCAAUACGAUGCCUCGAAUGCGGCCAGCUCGAACUGGUUUACGCAUCUCCAUGUCCACUUCUUCUCUGAAUGGCAGACGUCGCUCGCCUCUCCCUGAUCGCCAAUAUGCGGACAUGAGCGCCUUUAACCGGCCGCCACCCCGAUUUCCUCCUCGUACGACGCCUGAUUUCUUGCAGUAUAACGACCCACUACGUUCCAGUCAGACUUCGGGUCAAACAUCCUACUCGAGCUUCGAACAAAUGAGCGGUACGGAGCGUAGUAGUAUUUUGACCAAAAGUAGCUCCAUCACGGAUAUGUCGCCAGACACCCCAAACGGUUAUUUUGGCGAAGACGAAGACAUGACGGUUGAGGAUGCCAUUGGCAUGUAUCUCGAUGAUAUUGUCGACAUCCCGGAGGACUCGGUAUCGACUCAUUUUGUAUCGCCCGGGGGUGAGCUCGAUGCUAUCGCGGAAAAUAUAUACUCACCUACCAAGCACACUUCUGGCGCUUCGCUGACUCAUGGGUCCGAAGAACCAGUAACAGAACCUCGAGAGCCACUCUCCGAACAAAGACAAAGUGGCUUCAGUUUCUCAAAUGAUCACCCGGUAGAUGAAGAAUUGGCGCAAGAUCCGCUAAAGACUGUCAAGGGAGCAGACAAGAAAAUUGAAGAACAUCAGGAAGUUGCACCAUCGCGAUCGGCUGGAUCAUCGCAACCCAGUGUAGAACCGGCAGAGCCGGCAAGUGACGCAACUGCUUCGCCGAAAUCGAAAGCGUCCAGGCAACUGUCCCCUCAGAACCUCUCAAUCGAUGUCUCGGCGGCCGUCAAAAUGGAUUCGACUACAGCCCCGAAUCAACCAAUACCUAGCCCGCGUUAUUCCACCAUAGUGCGAGUCGCAGGAAAAGUGCCUCCUUCCUUUCUUCCAGGCACUGACGACCGAGACCGCUAUGGCUUUCGCAAAGCCACUCAUCACGUUUCUCGUGAGCAGUUCGAAGCUUGGAACCGGCCGUACGCGGCGUUGGCUGAAACUCGCCGGCUUAAAUGGGUCAAAUUGAUGGAUUCUUCUGGGCUGCCGUCCGAAAAUCCUGUCACGUUUCCUCCCAAAUCGAAUGCACUCAAGAAGUUCGUUCGGAAAGGUAUUCCAAGCGAAUACCGAGGCGCCGCCUGGUUCUACUACGCUGGUGGCUUUCAACACAUGCAUCCGAAUCCCGGGCACUACGCAAGACUGGUGCAUCAGGCUAUGUCUUCACCUAUCAACACCGACAAAGAGCACAUUGAGCGCGACCUUUAUCGAACGUUUCCUGAUAACGUUCACUUCAAACCCGAGAUGCCCGCUGAGGUGAGUGGUGAUAAUGCAGGGGGCAACAUCCCCAAGCAUAGCUCAGUCAUUGUCGAAACACAGAUGAUCAGGUCACUCAGAAGGGUACUCUAUGCAUUUGCGCUUCACAAUCCUCGUAUUGGAUACACACAAUCACUAAACUUCAUCGCUGGCAUGCUUCUUCUUUUCUUGCCAGAAGAGAAGGCUUUCUGGAUGCUUCAUAUCAUAACCACUGAGUUGUUUCCGGGCACACAUGAGAUCAGCCUUGAGGGCGCCAAUGUAGAUAUGUGGAUCUUGAUGGUCCUUUUGAGAGACAACCUACCGGGUGUUUACACCAAACUAGUCACAACCACGCCGACAACGUCCAAGGGCAAGGCUCCGGCAUUAACUGUCAACAUGCGAUUGCCUGACAUCACGCUCGGUCUCACUAACUGGCUCAUGUCGAUUUUUAUUGGUAGUUUGCCGUUAGAGACGACUUUGCGAGUCUGGGACUGCUUCUUUUACGAGGGGUCCAAGACAUUCUUUAGGGUUGCGUUGGGAAUAUUCAAAGCUGGCGAGAAAGAAAUUCUUUCGGUAUCAGAUCCGAUGGAAGUCUUCCAAAUUGUUCAAACCAUUCCAAAAAAGCUGCUGGAUGCCAAUGCACUGCUGGAUGAGAGUUUGAGCCGGAAAUACCGUAUGGGCCAAGGGCGCAUUGAUGCGUUACGUGACCAGCGGAGAGAAGCUGUUCGCCAGGAAAAGACGCGGCUGUCAUUGUUCACGAGCAAAGGCUUAGCGCUGGAUCGACCAGCCACACGGACCGGAGCCAGAAGCCCGCUUCCUCGAUUAGAUGGCUGGCGAGCUAUCAAAAAGAAUACAUUCAAUUAG